UACAGUGUACUUUCGCUUCAUGCUUUCGUUCGAAGCGCCUUUAGCUAGCUCUAACUACUCACGCGGCUGCGCAAGACGAUUUCACGAGAGUUGAGCUGGCUAUAUUUUCAAUAUAAAGUCGGAGAAAUGCGUUAUCGGUUAUGAACGAUCUCGUUUGGAUCGCAGGAUCGACUGCAGUGUUCACAUCGCCGCCGUACAAGUUGCGUCACGUGCUGUUGCCGAAAGGCUGUGGUAUUCCAAUCUGUGGCCUUGGGGUUGCACAUCUGGGCUGCACGCGAACACGUGACUUGCACCUCCGCGCACGGACACUGGACGUUCGCGUUUGUAAUAGGACGCGGGGCAACCCUAGCGUUGCACUUUCUUUCAAAGAGUGGCAGUCUUCCGGAAGGUCCAUAUUCUCGUCGUCGCCCAGGGCUGUACCACAACUUGUAAGUGGCCCUGCCACAAGGGAAGCUAUCUUCGAUUCCGCAUUCAUAGGUAAGUGUGGUCAGAUGCCGUCGCGUGAGCUUAACGAGACACUUCAGAAAAUCGGUUCAGGCGCACAGUGGCAAGCAGUCUUCGACAUCUUUGAUGGCCUGUGUGGUCCUGCAGAUAAACCAAUAAAGGCUCCAAACUCUCAUAUUGCCACCACUGUGUUGUCGAUCGCUGGUAGGAAUGGUGACAUCGAUCGAGUGCGAUGCACAUUUGCUUGGAUGCGUGCACAGGGAUCUGAAAGAAGUGCUCCUACGGCACAUACAUACACUGCAUACAUUCAAGCACUUGGUACGGCUGGGGAAUGGAGGGAAGCCAUCAAAGUAUAUGAAGAGAUGCAACAGGAGGGUAUCUGUCCCACGUCACACACAUAUUCCGCACUUAUUCGUGUUUGCGCGAGAGGAGGUCGCAUUGGCGCGGUGGCCGCGGCAUCACUGGUCUCGGACAUGCGUGUAAUUGGUGUCUCUCCAGAUGUCCCUGUUGCAUCAGCACUGAUUUGUGCAUAUGGUGUGCUUGGUCAGUUCAACAAUGCUGAGCGAAUUUUGUUUGCGGUAGAAUCUGCUCUACUGAACACUAUGCCCGCACAUUGUUUCCAAGAAGUUACAGAUGCACUUCUUACUGAAACAGCAAGUCCUGACGUCCAGUCACCGACAGAAGAUACGAAGGAUGAGAGUGUGCAAACGUCGCAACUGGAGAGCACUGAAAGAAAGAUAAUGCAGCGGCCAGAUGCUCGGCUGUACACUGAAUUUAUGAUUGCUGCAUGUCGUUGUGGUAGGCCUGAUGCAGCUGUAGCAAUUUUUGAGUCGUAUAGAUUGCCUCGUACUACGCAUACAUGCACAGCUGCUAUGAAGGCGUACGGUGACUGUGGUGACUGGCAUAAAGCUAAGGCACUUUACAACUCCAUGGUACGAGACAAUUCAAGAACUCCACCCACGGGCAGAACAUAUAGCACACUGCUCGCAGUGUACGAGAAAUGUGGACAAUGGAAGCGUGCGGUAGCGCUACUUGACGACCUACUCAUGAAAGAUGCUGAAUCUCAGUCCACUUCCAACUCUGAACAACUGAAGGUGAAGGAAAUCCACUACAACAUCACUAUCUCUGCUUGCGGUAAGGAAAGAGAAUGGCUUCGUGCUGAGAACUUGUACAAUGACAUGUUAGUCAGAGGCAUGAAGCCAUCAGCUGUGACAUAUUCAACACUUAUAGCUGCAUACGGUCACGGAGGUGAGGAUACGCGAGCUAAUAUUUGCUUUAGAGAAAUGGUCUUUGAGAAAAAGUUGGUCCCAGAUGACUAUACUUUCGUUGGGCUAAUGCUUGCACCAGCAGCACGCGGCGAACUUGCGGUCUGUCAUGAAAUCAUGUUACGCAUGUCUGAUCUUGGGGUCUUACCAAGUGUACAUGUUUACAAUCAACUCAUUCGAGCAGCUGACGUUUCAUCGCGUUAUGAAACUGCCAUUGAGCUUUAUCAGAAGAUGAUCUCUGAAGGUAUUGAACCGAACGCGACAACUAAGGAUAUGGUACAAUGUGUAGGCCAGAAAGGUGUGGAAUUCUAUGAGGAUCAACAGCUCGCUACAAACUUUGCCAGCCUUGUUGCUGGCUUGGUCGGCAUGGCAGGAAUAAUGGCUGGAAGGUGGUAGCUCACCAAGGUCAAGGUAAGUGGUGAUAGUUGAGCACCACGGUGGAUUUUAGCCACUUCUUCUUGGCAGCCUUCAAUAGAAUAUUUGUGAAUGAAUCACGCAAAAUCUAGGGCUACUAGAUAACGCAUCAAGGCACACGACUAUCAGGAGUUCUGGACACCAUCCUUCAAAUACUGUCAUUUCCCGAGGCCAAGGGAAUGUUGAACAUUUUUUGCACCAUCUCUGUCAAAGAACUGUGUGAAAAUCGACGAGAAGAAUCCAAAGUUUCGGGCGAGCGUAUACUUCAACUCGGAGGGGAUCGAUUCAGUCACAGCACAUAUAUUGAUUUUUUGCUUCAAAGACUGUACAGAAAGGGUGAACAGGAUGUGAUGAGUGACAUCAACUUUCGGGGUAAACGGCGUAAAAUAACGAGAGGAGCGAACGCGUGCGCCAACUUUUAGAACGUGCUCCGCAAACCAAGCUCACCUGAAUACGACACUCAGUAGCUUUCUCAAAGUUUGGGGGGUAUUCUAGCCAUGAGAACAAUGAAGAUCUCUUGGAAAGUGUACCGCCCUGCUCAGAACGCUUCGCGACGUUCUUUGCCUCCGAGGGCUGCAACCGGGGGGGGAUUUCACCAGCGAAACCCGUGAACUCUUUGCUCUUGCUUUUUGGUGCCAAGUUCCUGGGGCUCAUCUGUAACGAAGACCGUUCCUGCUGAUGAGUGAUGUCCCUCGCUGUUGUAGAGUCAUGUGAUCUGCUCGGCGCUCGUGACAUUCUCUUCCACGGAGCUGAAUUGACUUUAUGUGCUUGACUUUUUGUGCUUUCUUCAAGAACGAGAGAGACAUUAAACUCG
Molecule: messenger RNA, 2937 nt
Organism: Micromonas pusilla CCMP1545
Lineage: Eukaryota; Viridiplantae; Chlorophyta; Mamiellophyceae; Mamiellales; Mamiellaceae
Exons: 1
Coding region: 141-2105 (654 amino acids)
Molecular function (GO): protein binding
Source: RefSeq, a predicted model, not a curated record